AAGUGGAAGCAAGAGUGUUCCGUGAUGAGAGAGAUUGGUAUUACUUUUAAGUGUUACAACAUUGAACAGAUAGACUCAGAACCUUGCGUAUCUACAGAUGCUGCUGACCAACUUGAUAUCUUUAUCAUCCGACCUCUCGUACAGUGUAUAUUAAUAGAACAACCAAUCACAUGGCUGUGCUGGUACAGGGUUGUACACAUCCUUGGGUGUUCAGCGAAUGUCGACGUCACCUGUCUGGCGGCGUUCGGCAAUGCUCGCGCGUUUCGAUUGGGACUUAGCAACACGCACGUGAACGGCAUGUCUCAGAUUGUGUUGGAGGAUUUUGAAGUACAUUCGUGUCGAGACCACGCCAUGCACCUCCGAGCUGACUCUGUGGCAUUACAUGGGAUGACCUUAUACAGUCUAAAACCGGACCUUGAUCAUGGCUUUUUUUCCAAGCCCAGGGUUGCAAGAAGUAUCAUAUACUACAUUUACAGC
This is a messenger RNA of Sphaeroforma arctica JP610, 477 nucleotides long. RefSeq lists its product as hypothetical. The transcript has 4 exons. The record is from RefSeq and is a predicted model, not a curated record. Lineage: Eukaryota; Ichthyosporea; Ichthyophonida. The annotation marks the transcript as partial.